CGAUCCUGAAGCUGAGAGCGGCUGUGGAUCUUUGAGCUGGUGAGAAUGAAGGGGGCUGGCGGCAGGUCCGGGCUUGGGGUCGGGACGGCAGGCGCACCCAGCCAAGUCUUUCCUACACCCUCUUCCAGCUCUGCACGGUCCCCGGCGCUGGUCCCCUCCUGGGGAGCCGGAUCCUGGGUCUCAGCCCGGUCUGGCCAGGGAUCCGAUCCGGGACGGCCCCACUUCUCACCUGCGGGUCCCUCUCUUCCGGCCUCUUGGCUUUCCUGGACUGGGCGGCCUUGUUUUCCUUGCUCUGGGCGGGGGCCUCGCGGCGCUUGCCCCAGCUGCUGCCCUGUCAUUAUCCCUCCGAACCCGCAGAGUCACCGGAAGGAGUUAGGUUUGGAGGCCUGGAAUGGGUAGGAUCCCGGAGCCAUUGAGCUCUCUUGCUUGACACAUUCUCCCCAGCUCUGCAGGUAGGGGGGCCAGAGUCCACGCCAAGCUCACGGCAGGGUUUCAAGGAAGGUUGGUUAAAAAUGUGCGCACGCACUGGGGAGGUAGAGGCAGGCGGAUAUCUGAGUUCAAGGCCAGCCUGGUCCAUAGAGCUAAUUUCAGGGCAGCCAGGGCUACACGAGAAACCCUGUCUCAAACAACCCCAUCCCCACCGGCCCCGAAAAGAAACAAAGAAGUGUGUAGUUUCAGGUCUUGUUCACUUCGUGUAUACUCCAUGCCAUGUGAUCCAGGGGACUACAGCAAGAACAGAUUACUGUUGACUGUGCUAGAUGGGCUUUGCUGGGAAGCACCUCCCUGGCUGUGCUUGGAGUUGGAGAGGAAAUAGGUGUUGUAGGAGAUUGCCUCCCUGGUCAGCCUUUCUGGAGAAUGUUAUUAGCCCCAGUUCAUAGACAGGGUCAGACAGGCAGACUCGCAGAAGGAGUCCAAUAGGAUGUGUGUCGGAUAAACGAGAAGGCUUCUUAGGGUACAGUCUUACCUAGACUGCAAAUUGGGGUGCCAGGUAUUGCUCCCCAAAUUGGCUAUGCCACUAUCAUCCGCACCAGCCACUAAGACCAGGAAAGAACCUUCCAUCUAUCCUAUGUCCCAUGCUGGAGCUACCACAGUAAGCUAGCCAGUGACCGGAGGCACCCUUACCCCGACCCGCUGGCUGAGUCUGGGCGCCUGAGAGGCUGACUUAGGACUGAGAGUCUGGGUGUCCUGAAGAAACGAGCUGACUUGCUUCCUCUCCCUGCCCUGCUCACUGCAAGCUCAGCAGUCCGGAUCCAGCCUAAGCUUUGUGAAGAGUCCAGGCCUCACUGGCCUAAGUAGGAACUAAGGUUGUCACAUACUCAGAGUGACCACAAUAGGAACUCUGUGCAGGUGGCAAGGAACUGAGAGGACCCCUUUCUUCCUGCUCUUCCACCCAGCCAUACUCUGGCUUGGGCUGUGGCUUCCUUGCAGCCAUGGUCUGGAGGACACUGGUCGCCAGCAACUUUUCCACCUGCCCCAAUGGCUCUAUCCAGUGGAUCUGGGAUGUGUUUGGUGAAUGUGCCCAGGAUGGCUGGGAUGAGGCCAGCGUGGCCCUGGGCUUGGUCUCCAUUUUCUGCUUUGCUGCGUCUACCUUUCCCCAGUACAUCAAAGCCUGCAAGACAGGCAACAUGGACCAGGCCCUGUCACUGUGGUUCCUGCUGGGCUGGAUCGGUGGAGACUCCUGCAACCUCAUUGGUUCCUUUCUGGCAGACCAGCUACCCCUGCAGACCUACACGGCUGUGUAUUAUGUCCUGGCCGACCUUUUGAUGCUGACACUGUACUUCCACUACAAGUUCAAGAAGCAGCCCUCUCUGUUGUCUGCCCCAAUCAAUUCUGUGCUCUUGUUCAUCUUGGGGACGGUGUGCAUCACACCACUGUUGAGCAGCACUGAUCCUGUGGCUGUCCCCAGGGAAGGCUUCAGGGGGCGGACGCUCCUGUCUGUGGAGCCAGGCAAUAAGCCCUUCACAAAGAAGGAGGUCGUCGGUUUUGUCAUUGGCUCCGCCUCCAGCGUGCUGUACCUGCUCUCAAGGCUGCCGCAGAUUCGCACCAAUUUCGUACGGCAGUCAACCCAAGGCAUUUCCUACUCGCUGUUUGCACUGGUGAUGCUGGGGAACACGCUAUAUGGGCUCAGUGUGCUGCUCAAAAACCCCGAGGUGGGCCAGAGUGAGGGCAGCUAUCUGCUGCACCACCUGCCCUGGCUCGUGGGCAGCCUGGGAGUGCUCCUGCUUGACACCAUUAUCUCCAUCCAGUUCCUGGUGUACAGAAGCCAUGAUGCUGAUGCUGCCUCAGAGCGAGAGCCGCUCCUCCCAAGCUGACCCCACAGCUGCCCUCCCAGGAAGGAGUGAUACUGCCGCCACUGGACUGGGCCUAGGAGGUGGCCUGGGACUCUGGGCCUGGCUGCCUCCCCUCCACACCUGGCCUUCAGACAGGUCUAGAGUUGGCACAGGUCUGGAGUUGGCGUGUGCUAUGCCGGGACAUACCUCUCAGGUAUAUGACAGCUGUCCGAGGAGCCUCUAGGGCACCCCAGAAGACGGUGUGGCCUCCUCCCAAUCAAACUACCUCAAUCUGACUAUGUACUCCUGGCUACAUCAUAGCUGGGGGACCCAGGGUUGUCCCUCUGACUGGGCACAACCUAGUAAAUAGUACCUUCCAGCUGGGCCUGUUUCUGCUGCUCCUUCCCAUGGUGCUUGAGGUCUAGGCAGGGAUCCAGGGCAAGCCCAUCCUGAUAGGGGGGGCACGUGCAGCCUCCCUGGCCCUUGGCAUCCUAACUUGUAUCCUUCUGUCCUCUUGUACACAGACCCUACCUGGUGUGGGACACCAGUGGUCUCUCUGUUCCUGGGGCUCUGGGAGAAGCAGAUAACCAAGGGCAGGCUUUGGUUGAGCAUCACCAGAGGCCUGGCAUGACCAUGUGACCGCCCCCUCUGUCCUUGCCCAGGCCGUGUAGGGUGAGGCAGCUAGCCCAAAGCGAGGCAUGUAGUCAAGUGUCUCAUACAGUCAGAGCUCAGUGAUGGUCGCUGAAGUGGAGAAGAGGGGAAGACUGGUGCCUUUCUGAGGAAGGCAGAGACUAGAAGCACAGGUGGAAAACAAGGCCAGCAGGAGACGGGUGACGGGGGCAGAGAGGAAGGGAGGAAGAUUGGUCUCAGCGGUCUUUGUUACAACACCUUUAGGGGACAGAGGACCAGCCUCCUCUCCUGCUAGCCUCAGCUUACUGAUACAUUAUUGUAGGUCCAGAAAGUCAGAUGCAGGGCCAGGGGGCUGCCUGCCAGAGACAAACAGGGCAGCCGCCUCAGUGCUUUUUGUAGCUUCUCUGUCCAUAGCUGAGGAGAAGAUCCUGGCACAGACCCAGGCAAGGCAUAUGGUGCUCCCGGUCCCUGCUCUUAACCCACUGCUGGCUUCAGGUGAUCUUUGCAGCUCAUGCCGUCCUGGGACUUGGCUCUAGGCUAGUUUCCUAGGGCCAGAUGGCACCUUUCCAAAUCCUGAAGAUCUGGGGCCUCAGUGUGGUACAGGACCCCAGGUGCACGGGCAGGACAACAUGAAAUGCCAGCCCUGUCUGAGCUCUCCUGGGUCUGUCAGGCGGAGCGACAACCCUUCAUGGGGGAGUCGUGCUUUGCCCACAGGAAUUCCUGUCUGACAGAGGAGGUGGUCUCAGGAAGGUUGCAGUUCCUCUAAACCUCAGUUCCUCCUCUCUUCUGGAGGCUCGCUCCAGUACUCCAAGGAGGGGUCAGAGUAGGGAGCUUGCAGAACCUGGUGGCCUGGUUAUUUUAUUUGCUAGGUGAGAGGAUCGUAAGCCUGUCUCAGCUACCCUGAGCCUUGCGACUUAGGCCAGCUCCCUAAGUCUGUUUCCCUCUCCCACACCACCAAAACCUGACCUGUAUGAGUUGUACUUUUGGUUUUAUGUCCCGGCAUCUGGCAUAUGGAUGAAGAAAUGGGGACUACAUUACCGUCCCCAUCUAAGGGGAUGUAGCUGCCUCGUACCCGCUCGGGGACGGCUGGCUUGACUGAAAGGACCCUGCUGUCAUGAUGGCCCCAUUGCUGCUGAAGUCUAGAAACUCCACAGCUGGCUUCUCCUUGGCCCCACACUUCUUGCUUUUUGCAGGUCAAGGAGUCGGGCAUGGGGAGGGGGUGCGGGUUAGCCUGAGGAUACAAAAGGCUCCUUGGGCCUUUCCUCAGCCUCGUGUAUGGACAUUUUGGUUCAGGCCAGGCUCAGCUGCAGAAAUGGAAAUACGGAAAUAUGUGUACAAGUCACUCAUAGGGAGGAGGGGAGGAGGCUGGACCACUCAUAGGGAGGAGGUUGGACCACAUGCCUGCAAGUGGUUACAGGGUCUUACUGUAGCUCAUAUCAGCAUGAAAUUGUGGAAAUCUCUUGCCUCUGCUUCUGAGUGCAGGGACUACAUAUGGGUGUAUGUCGUCGUGCCUGGCUGUAAGACACCCUGUAGGAAAACCCCUCUCCCGGUGCCUGGCCCUCUACAGUGUUCACAAGGCUUUGCCUCUUCUUAAGUCGGGAGGCAGGAGAAGCUGGAGGCAGAAGAGCUGGGCCUGGCUAGGCUAGGGGGUCUCUGGUAUUUAUCAGACAUGGGGAUUGAUCUCUCUCGAGCCCUCGCCUUGACCCCCAACUAGGACAGUAUGGCCUCCGGGUCUCAUCCAGGAAGGGGAGCAGUCCCAAAUCAUCCUCCUCCAUCCCUUUUGUCUGAGUCAGCUUCAUGGCUUCCCAGGGAAGCAAGCAGGUGUGGGCUCUAACAGGAAGGCUUGAAGCUGCUACCUCAUGGCAGGGACUGCCUUCCCCACAGGUUCCUUGGGCUCCGGUGGUAGGUUCCCAGCCCAUCUUCCAGCCCUUCCCAACAACUACCCCCAACUCCAAACCCCAGUUAGACAAUUGGGCAAAGAGCAUCAGCCCAUAUACCACUUUGUCCCCAGGAUACAGUAGAUGCUCUCUGGAGGCUCUGGCAGAGGUGGAGACCGUCAUGUCACUAGCAAGCACAGUAGGACUUAACAGGGUGGUGUGUGAAUUAGAGCUGGCUUCAUUGUUUGGAAAGAUGUCAUGGUACCUGUCCAGUAUUAACGUUUGAAUGAGGUGUGAGAAUAUAAGUAUCUCUUGCACACUCCUGUGCGUGCACAAGCCAGAGUAUGCAAAGGCUGACUGGGUAGGAGGGGCUGUUAGUGAACGGCUGAAGAAAGACAUCACUUGCCGGACAGCCAGAGGGAUACAUCUACAUGGGGAUAAUACUUAACCCAGAGAGCAUUUGUCCAGCCCAUUUUCCAAAUUGGAAAGUUUCACAAAAGAGGCAGAGAUAAGGACAGGAGAGUGUAUCUACCCAGAGACAUUCUAAAUGACACAAAGUAACAAGUAGGACUUUGGGUGCAGCUCAGGGUAGAACUUGCCUAGUAUGCAUGAGGUCUUAGCUUCAAUCUCCAGGACGGCAAAAAAUGGUGUGGUGGUGCAUCCCAGCACUCAGGAGGUAGAGGCAAGAAGAUGAGCUCAAAGCUAUCCUGAGCUAUAUUGUGAGGGUAGCCUAGGCUACAUGAGUUUCUGUCUUAAAAACAACAAAAUCCUAGAAAAUAGUAAGUUGAAAUAAGACUGAAAAACAUCAAUGUAGAUAGAUUCCAGAGUUCUGUGGGUUUAUAUGAGAUGUUUAUAUUCUACGUUUUAUGGUUUAUAAAAAUAAUUAUUGAAAACCAAGUUUGGUCAGGGCUGGGGAUGUCUUGUUGGUUAAGAACAUCUCGUUCUUGGAUCUCGUUCCCAGCACACACAUCAGGCAGCUCACACAGCUGCUGGCAACUCCAGCUCUAGGUGAUCUGAGAACUGUCCUCCCCAAUAAGAAAGAAAUAAAAAAGAAAAGAAAACCAAGCUUGGUGGCAUUGGUGGCACAGGCCUCUGAUUUCAGCAUUGGGAAGGCAGAGGCAGGAAGAACACACUGAAGGAUAGCCUGGGCUACGAAGCAAGUAAAAGGCCAGCCUGGGAAACUUAGCAGACCCUUUCUCAAAGUUUACUGAGUACAGUAAGGAGACACAAAACUUUAUAUAGAGCAAGAAAAAAAAAAUAGCACACCUGGGCAACUAUCUGUGCACCUCAGGCUGACCUUGAAGUCUAAGGUAGCCGAGGAUGAUCCUGCCUCCACCUCCCAGGUGCUGGGAUUCCAGGCUUGCACCAUCAUACCCCGCUCUGCAGUCUAUCUUGGUGUAUCUUGAUUAUUGAGAACUCUACCCUGGCACCCCACAGCGCCAGGGUAGAGCAGGCUCGGACAAUUGAGAGUUUGCUCUCUAGUGACUUAAGCAUGUUACGUUGCACGUAUGCCCAGGUCCCAAAGAGAGGCAGCCCAUACUGUAAAGCUUGUCCCGCAGUCAAAUGAGGUGUCUUCCUAACUCACAAGUAGCCCUACACAGAUAUCCCACCCAUUGGGAGCUAAACAACGUGGCUGGUGUAGUGGCACAGGCCCUUAAUCCCAGCACCCAGAGGCAGGCUGAUCUCUAUGAGUUCAAGGCCAGCCUGGUCUACAUGGUGAGUUCCAGACCAGCAGGGCUAUGUAGUGAAACCCUGUCUUGAAAACAAACAGACAAGACAUAAACAACUGUACGGUGGCAUUGAGUGCCAGCCUGUGUAGAUCCCCGGUGGGAGCCUCAGCCUGUGUAGAUUCCCGGUGGGAGCCUCAGCCUGUGUAGGUCCCUGGUGGGAGCCUCAGCCUGUGUAGAUCCCCGGUGGGAGCCUCAGCCUGUGUAGAUCCCCGGUGGGAGCCUCAGCCUGUGUAGAUUCCCGGUGGGAGCCUCAGCCUGUGUAGGUCCCUGGUGGGAGCCUCAGCCUGUGUAGAUCCCCGGUGGGAGCCUCAGCCUGUGUAGAUCCCCGGUGGGAGCCUCAGCCUGUGUAGAUCCCCGGUGGGAGCCUCAGCCUGUGUAGAUCCCCGGUGGGAGCCUCAGCCUGUGUAGAUUCCCGGUGGGAGCCUCAGCCUGUGUAGGUCCCCGGUGGGAGCCUCAGCCUGUGUAGAUUCCCGGUGGGAGCCUCAGCCUGUGUAGGUCCCCGGUGGGAGCCUCAGCCUGUGUAGAUCCCCGGUGGGAGCCUCAGCCUGUGUAGAUCCCCGGUGGGAGCCUGUCGAGUGUUUCCUGCAGUUCUCGGCUGUCUUGCCUGCUGCUGCUGUUCCAUUGUGUGUCUAAUAAACUAUCUCUUGCCCUUU
Molecule: messenger RNA, 7160 nt
Organism: Rattus norvegicus (Norway rat)
Lineage: Eukaryota; Metazoa; Chordata; Mammalia; Rodentia; Muridae
Source: RefSeq, a predicted model, not a curated record